Molecule: messenger RNA, 2835 nt
Organism: Miniopterus natalensis
Lineage: Eukaryota; Metazoa; Chordata; Mammalia; Chiroptera; Miniopteridae
Gene: CCNJL
Product: cyclin J like
Source: RefSeq, a predicted model, not a curated record
CCCUGAGAGCCCGGUAGCCUCGGAUCGCGGCGCUGCGGACGCGGUGAUGGAUGAGCCCUGGUGGGAAGGGCGCGUCGCCUCGGACGUCCACUGCGCGCUGCGCGAGAAGGAACUGAAGCUGCCUGCCUUCCGAGCCCACUCCCCGCUCCUGAAGAGCCGCAGGUUCUUUGUGGACAUCCUGACCCUGCUGAGCAGCCACUGCCAGCUCUGCCCCGCGGCCCGGCACCUGGCCGUCUACCUGCUGGACCACUUUCUGGAUCGCUAUAACAUCACCACCUCCAAGCAGCUGUACGCCGUGGCCGUCUCCUGCCUCCUGCUCGCAAGUAAAUUCGAGGACAGGGAAGACCACGUACCCAAGUUGGAGCAGAUAAACAGCACGAGGAUCCUGAGCAGCCAGAACUUCACCCUCAGCAAGAAGGAGCUCCUGAGCACGGAGCUGCUGCUCCUGGAGGCCUUCAGCUGGAACCUCUGCUUGCCCACGCCCGCCCACUUCCUAGACUACUACCUCCUGGCCUCCGUCAGCCAGAAGGACCAGCACUGCCACAGCUGGCCCACCACCUGCCCCCGAAAGACCAAAGAGUGCCUCAAGGAAUACGCCCACUACUUCCUAGAGGUCACCCUGCAAGAUCAUAUUUUCUACAAAUUCCAGCCUUCCGUGGUCGCUGCCGCCUGCGUUGGGGCCUCUAGAAUUUGCCUUCAGCUUUCUCCCUACUGGACCAGAGACCUGCAGAGGAUCUCAAACUACUCCCUGGAACAUCUCAGCACAUGCAUCGAAAUCCUGCUGGUAGCUUAUGACAAUGUCCUCAAGGAUGCCGUCGCAGUCAAGAGCCAGGCCUUGGCGAUGGUGCCCGGCACAUCCCCAGCCCCCACCCAAAUGCUGUUUCAGCCACCUGCCUACCCCACCCUUGGCCAGCCGACACCUGUGGCCCUGGCACAGUUCCAGACCCCCGUGCAGGACUUGUGUUUAGCGUAUCGGGACUCACUGCAGGCCCAUUGUUCGGGGAGCCUGCUCUCAGGGGGCACUGGCUCAUCUCUCCACUCCCCGUACCCCUCCCUCCAGCCCCUGGACGUGUGCCCUGUGCCCCUCCCCACGUCCCUCAGCAUGCAGAUGGCCCUCUCAGCUGAGCCCAGGCACUGCCUUGCCACCACCUACAGAAGCAGCUACUUCAGUGGGAGCCACACAUUCCCCACGGGCUGUUUCGACAGAUAAGGCCCCGUUGGGCCACCCAGGAAGGCCUUGGAGACCCAGGCAGAGGAAGAAGACACUAACGAGGGGAACUCAGCAGAGCACGGCGACUGGGAGGCCAUCUCCGCAGAGCCUCAGCCCUGGACUAGAGAGGGUCUGUGCUCUUUUUAAAUAAAACGGACCCAGAGCAAAACAGUCAAUGAGAUACCUCACCCAAGAGCAUUCCCCUGAAAAACAUCUUCCACAUGUGCCUGGGGUGCAAGGGGAUGGCUCCACAGCCGUCCCCUGGAGCAGGGGCCCAGAGAAUCAAGAAACUCCUGGAAAGAGGCCAGGAGUCUGGGAGCUGGAUGCAGACACGGGUCCACGAGCGUGUCUGGUGUUUAGCAUUGAAGACUCCUUUGUUCUCUGCCGAUGGCAGCUACGCCACCGAAGAAGGGCAGCCUGACGCGUUCUCAGGACCCCAGCGGGUGCUUCUGUCCCCCUGGCUCCAUGCAGGGGCCUGUGUGUGUGUGACGCCUGGGCGUCUGCCUUCUGAGGCACCGUGCUCGGCUCUCUUGCCUCUAAUGUCGAACCUAAAACCUUACUCACCCUUUUAGACAUUUCACAUGCUGCUGCUUCCCGAAGUGACCUAGCUUUCUGUUCAGCAAGAAGUCUUGUUUACACACUGUAUCAGGGAUUUUGUGAUACUUGAAAAUUCCUUAGGAGGAAAUCGAUGUUGACUACCACCACGGCCGGUCCCACGCGCGGGCCGUUGCCUUGACCCCUGCUUGUGACCGACCUGUGGGUGAUGGCAGAGCUCCCUUUUCAAAAGCAUAUGGUUGGGGAGAGCCACUUGCCAGUCUCUCGGUUCCAGGAGAUUCCACACGUCGGAUGCUGAGUUCACCUGUAGAACUUAUGUAACCACCCAGAGGCAAAAGGUUGAAAGGUAGACAAAGGUUUAAAACCAACAUCCCCACCUCCCUCUACCUGCUUCUAGUACAUGAGGUUAAACCAGCCUCGGCUUUGAGUUUGGCUAAUAACAAAGGGUAAUAACGUGGAAUGUGUGCUUAAUGCCAGCUGGAUUUGGGGAGUGGGGAUGCGUAUGACACCACCAGACCAAAGGCCAGUGUUGGGGUAUCUGCAGCAUGGGGCUCUCAGGACCACUCUGGUGGCAUGUGCAAUAUGUUUUUAUUCUGACUCGCGGCUUGUGCUCAGCAUGGGUUUUUGUUUGUUUGUUUGGGGUCAGGGGGCGUGUUGUUCACCCAAUAGAACUGGGAGGUGCAAAGAAGCACGGAAACAUUUGUUUGUUUGUUUUUUAAGAAGAAACCAUGUUGGUUUUAUUACUCACUUGCCCGUCCAGGAGACUGGCAGGUGGCUACCAGGACAGCGGCGUGCUGCUGAGUCGGGUCCGAAGGUGAUGUUCUGAGCAGGACAAAGCCUCCACGUGCAAACGGAGUAAGAAGAGACUAGACGUGGGUCUGGUGCUGCCACUUUGUCACACUCGCAUGGGAAGCUGCACGUUCGUUUGUUUUUCUCUCUUCCUUUGGCCAACCUAUUUAUGUGCGACUGGUUUGGAUUCCAAGUUAUUGUGUUUGUUUUCUGUGGCUGGGGGCUUGUGAGGGGGCCCCCGGAAAAAGGUGUCCCGCAAUAAACAUGUCACCUGCCCUAGG